UAAAGUUGGAUUUUUUAUUUGAAUUAUAAUAUAUGCUACACUGCACUUCCGGGGUCCAGUUCUCAACAGUGCGUGAAUGAGAUGCGCAUGCGAAAAUUUAUAGUAUACGUAACGUGAACUAUAGGAUUUUUGUACGCGCAUCUCAUUCGCAUGACGUUGAGAAUCACCACCCUGAUCGCGAUGCAGUUGAAAAAUUCACAUCUAACUCUAAAGUAACAUCUGAAUACCUGAGGCAAGUUUCAAGAGUGACGAUUAUUAAUACAGACCUUAGACACCUCAAAAACGCUUCUGAAUUAAUCGCAUUCUUACGGUCGCGUGAAACCAGCCUCGGAUAAAUGCACUUCAUACUUAAUCAGAUAGACAUUGAUCUCGACACGUUAUAUAAUCCCUAUCAUGUGGACAAUAUUGUCGCGCUCCGUCCUCUACGACGGUAUCUUCCGUACACUUCCGGUUGCGACAGUCGUUUUAUCGCACUCCCAACUGAGAUUCUGGCCGUCAGAGGAGCGUAUGUUGAGCUCACAAUUUACUCUGUUGAUCUCGUCUCAGAGUCAUUUCUCUCGGGGCGCACCGUCAAAAAAUAGACAUAUUCGGCUCUUUCGUCUAAAUGCAAGCACAUACUUAUUGUUAUCUUACAACUAAAGAAAUCGCACGUUGCUGACCAUUUUUCUGUACGACUAUCGUAGUGGAUAUACCGUCGAAAAUCGAACCGAGCUUUUCGGCUGAUAUUAGAUCAUUUCGUCUGAGAUCAGAAGUCAACGUGAGAGUCGACGAUCGGGAUUGAAAAGGAAGCGGAUCCUCAUCGAAGAUGAGAAAGGAGGCGCUAGCAUGAUCAACACCGGCGUGAUUGGUAUCCUGACGCUUUUACUGACUUUCGGUCGCUUCGAGGCGAUUACUGUCGUGAACCAUCAUCCUGACGAUGAGUAUGUCCUUGAGCACGAAGUCCUUCGCGAGGAUGCGCUCGCCGAAGCGAAGAAACUGGAGAUAUAUCCCGGACCUAUUCCGGGAUGCAAACCGUGCAUCAAUUCAGAGAUGACUUACUGCGCGGAUGGGAGCGUCAUCAACGAUCACUGCUGCUGCGAGGGAAGCACCAACAAAGUGUUCCCCUUCGUCGAGCACACCUGUCGCGUGGGACCAGAGGAAUGCAAAGUGCAUGCUGGAAACUGCGCGGAAUACACGAGACUGCGGGAAUGCUGUUGCCAUUCGUAUCUGGCCUCCGUCUGGAAAUAUCGGGCGACUGGCGCAGGAUUGCGCUCUGGCGCGGGCCUCACGAAGUUCCUGUCAAUCCUAACGGUGCUUGGUUUGCACCUGCUGAUGACCUAAAACUACACUCGCAACACCAAAUGCUUUGUACAGUAUCGAUUGAUUUAAUAAAUUAUUUUUUCAUCGCAAAAAUGGGAGGCAACCGGCCGUUCUUUCUUGGAAACUGAACGUUUCGCCAUAACAUGAGACGGCACUGGAUUAUUAGUGGCACGCGAUCCAUUGUCUCAGGGCCUAAUUGCCGUUACGACAUCAUUUACUGCACUCGCGUAAACAAGAGAUACAUACCUGCGGCGACAAACACGGAGAAGUGACGGGCGAUCGUGCAUCGGGAGCGGUAGGAGCGACGAAUGAACCGUUAACGCCUUUGCCGCGGA
Molecule: messenger RNA, 1634 nt
Organism: Odontomachus brunneus
Lineage: Eukaryota; Metazoa; Arthropoda; Insecta; Hymenoptera; Formicidae
Exons: 7
Coding region: 826-1320 (164 amino acids)
Source: RefSeq, a predicted model, not a curated record